Messenger RNA from Varroa destructor (honeybee mite), 4644 nucleotides. Its product is annotated as box C/D snoRNA protein 1. The record is from RefSeq and is a predicted model, not a curated record. Gene Ontology annotation, cellular component: pre-snoRNP complex; nucleus. Gene Ontology annotation, biological process: snoRNA localization; box C/D snoRNP assembly; maturation of LSU-rRNA from tricistronic rRNA transcript (SSU-rRNA, 5.8S rRNA, LSU-rRNA). Lineage: Eukaryota; Metazoa; Arthropoda; Arachnida; Mesostigmata; Varroidae.
UCUGUGGUCUGAUUGCUCUUAGUUUUGUAUAUAAUUAUAUUUGUCACCGAUAAUCCUCCAAUUGGCAUCAGGGGGUGCUCGAACAUGAUGUAAAACAGGUGCACUUGAAUUGUAGGGAAGAAGAUCGUACAUAUAUGAAUAGGCUGUUUGCACUCGUUUUUUCUUCAUUUAUUCUCUAGGUACAGGUGGGUGAUUGAGAUGAUGAUCUAGAAUUGUGGAGGUACAGUGAAGAUGGCGAACGGAAUCGAAUCCACAAUUCCUCUACAAGCAGUUGAUAUACGAUCGACAUCUAGUGACAGUUUACCACCUUCAUUUGAUGAAAACAUAGCUGAGGACAAUGUGGCGAAAAACAGUAUCAACUCAUGGAAUACACAGCAGUUCCAAAUAAACGAAAUUAUUUCGCGACCUAAGAAGUGUGCUGUAUGUCAUAAGACGGCCAGGUACUCUUGCCCGAGAUGCUCGUUACGCACAUGUUCACUUGGAUGUGUGAAAACGCACAAGAAGCAGACGGGCUGCGACGGAGUUCGAGAUCGAGCUGGGUUUAUCCCUAUGAGCAGAUUUACGGAUCUCGAUCUUCUUUCUGAUUACAGGUUUCUGGAGGAGUCGGCUCGCAUGGUUGAUAGCGCGGUACGCAAUAAUAUAGUAAAACCUCAUCGGCGCGAAACUCUUCCCACAAACUUGAUGAAUAUACAGAAAUUUGCGUGGAGACGUUCUAAGAUAUCUCUACAAUUCUUGCCGCAGAUGUUCAAACGUCGCAGGUUAAAUCGAAUAUCUAUCAAAAAGUCGCAUAUACAUUGGACGGUUGAAUUGCAAGUACCCCAGGGUCAGCUAAUAGUGCUCAAGCACGAUAUACCUUCAUCCACGAUGGUCAAAGAAAUCGUUGUCCAAUUCCUUGCAAGUUUAGCGACUCACGAGCAAGAAAAGGCUGCUGCACUUCUUAAUGCUUCGAUCGGAGAAAUCUGUGUGCUGAUGAAGGCCGUCGGUAGACCCGCGAAUUAUGAGCGCUAUUUCGAAUUCGACCUUGAUUUGUCACUGGUGGAAAACCUUCGUGGAAAAAUGCUCGUUGAGUUUCCCACUCUGAUUAUCAUUACCACGGAGCAUCGAGGAGCAUUUGAUAUUGAGGAAACGAUAUCGACGGAUCAGGUUGAACCGACGGAACUACCAUCAUUUUUCCGAGAAAUCGAUGGGUCUGAUAAUGAUGAAAACGAACAAACAGAACAGUCACAUAAUAAUAAUAAUAAUAAUACUUGGUGAAAGAAAAGGCAAGGUCUAAAAAACUAAUCAAAAAAAAUCGCAAUUUAUUUUUCGCACUUACUUAAUUUUUGAGCAAACUGAGCAUGUGCUCAGGGUGAAGUUUGUAAAGUAACUGACGUUGUAUGCAAAGUGUAUGCGGAUAACACACAGUAGCCACUUAGAAAGUUGCUACGUUGAAGCAUGGUUGUUAUUGUUAUGACCAAGAACAAAGUACGCAUGUAGAGCAACGAGAAUAACUCAAUUACUCAAUAACUGUAUGCUAUAACCGAAUGUUGCGAGUUGCUGUAAAUUGCAUAGAAAUAAUACGACUCAGUUUACGAAGCAUAAAGAACAGGUAUUGAUAUUAAAUGUAUUGACAACUUUAGCAACACAACAAUAAAGUAUUUUAUCAUACGAACGUGUGUCAGUAGGACAUUCGACUUGUUCCAGCAUUCAUUUGAAAUCUGUGUUACAUAAAUGACUAAAAGCAGCUUAGAAGUUUACUGGUACCAGUCAGUCCAGGACAUUUUUCUCAGCUUAUUUCAAGAUGUCACUAAUGAAUGGUCAAAUUUAACUUUUCAUGGUAGAGUUAUUUAUUUGGGUAUUUUUCAUGUAUCCUUUUGACAAUAGACAGGCUCCUUGGCAAACGGAGGAAGCAAUCAUGGAGACGAACUAUCAUCCAUAGAAUUAUUUCUAGAUUUCUGCCUUUUCUUUUGAAUGCUCUUAAUUCAGGCAGUAUUUAAUGGACCUGAAAAAUUCCGAUAGAUUCAGGUUCGAUUGAACAAGACCUGGGGCAUAAUACAAGCGGAAACAUUUUUUGCGCAACUCGCACCAAAUUUUUGCCGUGUUUUGUUUUACUAGAGCCAUUAUGUUGUAUUUUUUCUCAUCAAGCCUAACGUGCUUAUUGCAUUCGCACUUCGUAUCAAUCUAUUUACAAGGUAUACUUCAGAAGUUUAUAGUAGAGUGCUCCAUUAGAUGCCACCAAGCGCUCCAUCUUUCCGAUGUAGAGAGUUGAAUCCAGCCAAUCGUUUUUGUGCUGAAAAUUGUCCUAAAGCUAUCCUUUGUUUAAAAUAGUCUGCUUCUAAAACAAUACUUUAUAUUGCUGAAAGAUCUCCUUGAUCAAAUAGGAGGGUCAAUUAAGCUAGUCUCAGUAAUCCUAUAUGCGGCCACUAACGCGCUAUAUUUCUCGUUACUUCUUGCCUAUUUCAUCUGGUUUCCAUUAUUGGGGUUUCUCAUCUCUGUCAAAAGUUUCGCCCAGGAUCUCUCCGGGCUAUGUAAGAUAGAGCUUUUGUCAGCGUGGGCGAUUCAAUCCGAAAGCAGAAUUGGAUAUGCAGUUUUUCGAUUCCAUGAUUUAAUUGUACAGAUAACUGCUACUAACGAAGAGAAUGAUCGUUUGAGAUCGAUAGGAUGAACAGAAAUGUUUUAGAGCCAGGUUUUAAAUAUAAAAAAUGUGCUCAGCUCAACAAUUGCCGGUAUUACUCUUAGCCUACCUAAUAUAUGAAAAAAAAAACAUCGCUGAAGCAUUUUUUUUAAACUAGAUUAAUAUAAGGCUAACCUAUACACCUUGCAGAAGCUUGUGGUUUCAAUCCAAGGUCGUAACAUUUUUUUGUGUUAAGCAGAAAACUAUUAUUUACUGUUUUGACGGCGGUUUAUCUAUUUUAACUGGUGUCAAUUUAUUCUUCAUUUCACAUGGUUGUAAAUUGCUUUCUUGCCCAGUUACCCAAAACAUGAUGAACUCAUGGAAACGUUUCUAUUGCUUAUUUUUGCAGCUGUUCAUGUACCGCAUAUCACCCAGUGGUCUUUAGCUUUGCGGUUAGACACUUGAGAUAAACGCGCCUUAUGAACGACCACGAGAACACAUAUCUUCUGUAUAUCUUAUUCGGUAAUUUUUUGUUCGUAUAUAGCGGUCUAGCUUUUUGUAAGUGGCCAUGCCUUCUAAUCGAUUUGUCCAGAAUAACUUCCCACCUGUUUAUUUAUAAAAUCGAUUCAAAUCGUCAUAUGCUGUUUGACUAAUCUGGUUGAUUGAUCCCUUGCUACAUUAGUAGUCUCAACCGACGGGGCCUGUUUAUACUGCGAUACCUCGGAAACGUUGACACAUUAACUUAAGCAUGCGCUUGCAGAAAAACGCGUACCUGCUAUUGCGGAAAUUUCCAGCUUUGUGUUCUCAUUGACAAAUGUAAUGUUUUUUAGUUUAUGAUCUCGCCUAGUAGGCCCUUGUGUAGUUUUUCUUAUUUAUUUCACGUGAAUCGGAAUUUUCGGAUUGAAGUUCAGACACGCGGGCUGUGUAAAUGCAAUCGCAGUUACAAAUUAGAUGCUCUACAUACAGGAAGAACCAUGUAUGCUUUUUUUUGGGGUUACAUACAUACCCCAUCGGAAAUAAGGCUUACUUUGUACUUUUCUGUGCAUAUCUGAUAGAGUCAAACUCCGGUUUAGUUUCUGAAAUCUGCACUAUGGAGGAAAACGUUUAGUGGCACUCAUUGGGUUUUAGCCACCCCCUCAGCUGUAGCAGCUAGGAAAGAUAUAUAAAGACCUUCUUAAAUCCCUCUAGUACAAACAUUUCACAUUUAGCAUAUACAUUAUGUUAAAAAGAAAUUAAAAUUGAUAGUUUAAUUAAAUACUUUUCACUAUUGACUGCUUUUGGUCAUGUGUAAAUUGUAUAGGAAUCUAUCUUUUUGUUUUUAGUUUUUUAAAGAGACCAGGAAUUUCUUUUUUUUAAGCAAUUAUUGGGCAGAUUUUCGUUUGAUUUAUUUUGAACUUGUUCCGUGUUGACUGUCUAGAUCUCGAAAAAUAUAAAGACUCUCUACAUUAAAAUGCCCAGAAAACUAUUAAAAGGUAUCGAUGCAAUUUUAACGAAACUUGAAACCAUUUACGGACCUUUAUUUGAAGCAAACAUACCUACUGCUGAGAAAUUAGACGGAAAAAGAAGCAUAAAUAAAUACAGAUAAAUACUAUCGAUUGCCAUAAGCAAAAAAGCGUGCGUCGUGUAAAAAAUGUAAUGAAAGCUCUUUUCGGACAGCUCGAGCUGUUAGUUGAGCUAUUUGGGUUGUUUUACAAUGGGACCAGCUUACAUUUUUUACGCAGAAUUAGCGAUAGAGGGAAGUGGAUAUUAGUUCACUUUCACUUAACUGUUUCCUUUUCCAUUCCACCAGAAGUCGCUCGAAGCACAAACACGUACGGAUUACGGAUCUGCUGUAAAAUUGUUCGAAAAACUUAGUUUUACUGCGCUUCUGGCCCCUAUGUUAUGGCUUAGUAAUUAUUGCUUUCUUGAUUUGGAAAAAUGUAAUUAACUAGUUUUAUUUUUUAUUAUUGCAUUAUACUCCAUACAUCUUCUUCCGCUGUAGUCAAGUGCUUCUUCAUAGGAUGCCCUAUCUUCAGUUAGACGUGAUAAAUAAAAUUUAAUCCGUGCAGAUA